CUGAAGCCGCCGCGCCAGCGGUCGGCCCAAGAAUUUAAGGGCGAGCCCUGGCUUUUUCUGUCGGUGGAGCUGCCCUACGCUAAACAAAGCUGGGGGUUGCGAUGCAGUGGUGUAGUCUGACAACCAGUCCUUCCCGCCGCGAGAUACCUGGAAUACGGGACCGAGGAAAUGGCGAAUUCGUAAGAUUGCAGAGGACUCCCUGAAGGACAGAAUGUCGAAGCUGGGGAAAAAAAACACAUUCAGCUGUGUUAAACAUUCAGAGUUUACAGGUGAACCACCAACAAAUAUUUAUGCAUUUAAAUAAUUUGACCUGAUCCUGUCUGUAAACAAGAUGAAAGCAUCCACAGUCAAAAAGAAGGGUGAAAUUGCAGUAAUCAUGGAGGUUCCUGCCAGGAUUCUACAACCUGAAUCACCCUACCUCUCCCAAAUGCCAAGGAAGUCUCUAGAAGCUUGGAGUUUCGUCCGUGUCCUGUUCUUCAACCUACAGAAUGCACAGAUCUGUUGGUUUGCUCGCUCGCUCUGCCCUUCUCUCUCCCAUCGUGUGUGUGUGUGGAAAGUUUUGGAAGGGAAAUACCCAACACAGGUGAACUCUGACACACCUCACUAGUCUUUUUUUUUUUUAACAGCUUUAAUGUACGCACCACAAAACCCAUCCGUAGAUGGAUUGUAGCAUUUUACUUCUAUAAUUAUUCCCAGUAAAUUCCCAGAGUUGUGCAACCAUCACCUGGUUUAGUCUUUAAUCAGACCUUCUGAAGUUUACGAAGUUUCUGUAAUGACCCUUAGUGGUCUCAGAAAUGCGUAACAAUAAUGGUAAAUGAUAGUGAAAUGCAGGCAGUAUAGAAUUUUCUUUUUCCACAGUCCUGGGUUCCCUGUCACCCAGAACAUUCUGCCGCUGUAUUUAGCCCGGGGAACGGAAUCACAGGAGCUACAGGACCUCAUAGAAAAAAGUACCGACACCUCUUGGGCCGCGCGGCUGCCGCCUUACGGACCCUCAGCCCGCCAGUGGGCGGGGUCUCAAUUCUCAAGCAAUCUCUGCGACCGCAGGGGUCCUCUCGCCGAGAGCUUCCGGAAAGGGGCGGGGCGGGGCCUGGCCUCCGGAACUUUUCGGACGGAGGCGGAGUCUUCUGCCGAGGGCCGUUCGGAAGAAGGCGGGGCCUACCUCGCAUCAGGACCAGUCUGGCUGCACCUGCAUCCUUCGCUCAGAGCAUCCCUGGAGCAUCUUAGGAGGCGGCCGCAGCUGGCGACCAGGGGCCCGACCGUCGCAGGAGGCGUCCGCCAGACACCUUCCCCCUCCCCUGAGCUAGCGCUCUACAGCGGCGGCCUCGGUGCUGACCGGGCGCCCCCAGACUUGUCCCACCCUCGAAAAAGCGUUUAUAGCAAUAGCCUCUGGUUACGACAUGGCUGAGAUCACCAAUAUCCGACCUAGCUUUGAUGUGUCCCCAGUGGUGGCUGGCCUCGUCGGGGCAUCUGUGCUGGUAGUGUGCGUCUCGGUGACCGUCUUUGUGUGGACAUGCUGCCAUCAGCGCGCAGAGAAGAAGCACAAGACCCCACCGUAUAAGUUUAUCCAUAUGCUCAAAGGCAUCAGCAUAUACCCAGAGACCCUCAGCAACAAGAAGAAAAUCAUCAAAGUGCGGAGAGACAGAGAUGGCCCUGGGAGGGAAGGGGGGCGCGGGAAUGUGCUGGUGGAUGCGGCAGAGGCUGGCCUGCUGGGCCCCGACAAAGGGCCCAAGGGACCCAGCUCCGGCUCCUGUAUAGACCAGUUACCCAUCAAGGUGGACUAUGGGGAAGAACUGAGGAGCCCCGUUGCGAGCCUGACCCCCGGGGAGAGCAAAACCACGUCUCCGUCAUCUCCAGAGGAGGAUGUCAUGCUAGGAACCCUCACCUUCUCUGUGGACUAUAACUUCCCGAAAAAAGCCCUAGUGGUGACGAUCCAGGAGGCCCACGGGCUGCCGGUGAUGGACGAGCAGACCCAGGGUUCUGACCCCUACAUCAAAAUGACCAUCCUUCCCGACAAGCGGCAUCGGGUGAAGACCAGAGUGCUGCGGAAGACGCUGGACCCUGUGUUUGACGAGACCUUCACCUUCUACGGCAUCCCGUACAGCCAGCUACAGGACCUGGUGCUGCACUUCCUUGUCCUCAGCUUUGACCGCUUCUCCCGAGAUGACGUCAUCGGGGAGGUCAUGGUGCCACUGGCCGGCGUGGAUCCCAGCACGGGCAAGGCGCAGCUGACCAGGGACAUCACCAAAAGGAACAUCCAGAAGUGCAUUAGCAGAGGGGAGCUCCAGGUGUCUCUGUCCUACCAGCCCGUGGCACAGAGGCUGACCGUGGUGGUCCUCAAAGCCCGACAUCUGCCGAAAAUGGACAUCACCGGUCUCUCAGGUAAUCCUUAUGUCAAGGUGAACGUCUACUACGGCAGAAAGCGCAUUGCCAAGAAGAAAACCCACGUGAAGAAGUGCACUUUGAACCCAGUCUUCAACGAGUCUUUCGUCUACGACAUCCCCCCUGACCUCCUGCCCGACGUCAGCAUUGAGUUCCUGGUCAUCGACUUCGACCGCACCACCAAGAACGAGGCGGUGGGGAGGCUGAUCCUGGGGGCACACAGCGUCACCAGCAGCGGUGCCGAGCACUGGAGGGAGGUCUGCGAGAGCCCCCGCAAGUCUGUGGCCAAGUGGCACAGUCUGAGCGAGUACUAGUCCCCCGGCGGGGACAGAGAUGCCAGACAGGAGUGGACUUGGAACCUCAUUUUAGUUGUAGAAGAUUUCUUACAAAACACACCCCACAAAGAACACCCCACAUGACCACAGCUGCAGAUCAGUUCUUAGCGAUGACGAUUUUUCUCCUUUGCAAGGCACUAGAAAUCCUUUUUUUUUAACGGGGAAAAAGAGAGGGAAAGGCCUCACAAGUCUAUAUAUAACAAUGUAACCUUAUACUUGCAUGUCUAAUACAAACUGAAAUUAGCCUAACUGCCAAUAUCAAGUUACAGAUUUUGAUCCAUGAAAAUUGUGUUUUGUGCCGAAUUGUAUUUGCUGAUUACCUGAAAUUGGCCUCUUUUUUACUGGGCUUCUCUGGAGAGUGACUCCUGCCCCCCAGCUCGGCAGAAGGAUGCUGUUUUGCUCAGUGUCCUCACCCCCGUCUUGUCUCCUUCCCACCUCGGACAGCUCUGCUCUUUGAGCUCAGGGUGCAGAGGUCUGUCGUGAGCCAAGAAACGGAGUUGGGGUGGAUGAGGCAGGUGUGCAGGGGAAAGAGGAUUCGGGACGUGGGGUUCUUGCCGCCACACUCCUGCUGGGGGGGCUCAGGGGCAGUCCGGGGUUGACGUGCGAUGAAGUACAUGAACACAGCAGACUUCGAGGUAGAAUUCGGGUUUAUGAAACUAGGGGUCUUCUCUGGAGAGAGCUUCAAAGCCUUCCAGUCCGGCCAGGGUGGCUCCAGGGAGCUGGGGCGUUCGUUGUUCGUGGGUGUGGGCAGAAUGGUGCGUCCACCACCCCCUAGCAGCCCCAUGGCCGAAGGACAGCCAUCUGUUGGUGUGAAGGAUGAAACUGGCCUGGUUUUCCAGAAAUGCUGGCCCACGAGAAGCUUUAGAGUUUUCUCAGGUAGCUUAGAUGAGAUUGGUUUUGCUUCAUAAGGAAAAGGGCCUUCAGAAAUUAUUCUUUAUCCUUAAAUUUUUCAACUGUGGCUCUUAAAACUAAGGAAAUGAGUGAAAUGAGUAAAUGGGAGUUAAUGGGUAGUCGAGGUAACCUGGAUUCUCUUCUACCAUCCUGUGUCCCUCAUAACAGAGUGCUUAGUUCUUGGGUCUCACUGGGCGUCGAGACAAGGUGAAGGGCCGGAGGAGGCACGCGGUGCUGACCCCCUCCUGCUGGCGGGCAGCGCGGUGGCGAGGGAGCUGGUGUCUCGCCGGGAUCAGGGCUCCGGGCUCCCGGUCAGCCGCAGCUCCGGUGUCGAGACUUGUCAGAGGGCAGAGCCCGGGCCCCAGGCCAUGAGCCUGUCCGGACAGCAGAGCUCAGGUUAGCAGCCACCAGAGCCAAGGCCUCAGAGAGCAGGUCCACCCCUUCCGACCCACUUCUGAGGCUGCUGGGUGUCUGUGGACAGAGCGGCAACGGUGCGUGUGACAUUCUUUUAGCUCUUGUGGAUUUAAGACCAGUCUGCUCCCUGAAUCUUUUCGUUGUUCUUUUUAAAACCUGGAUUCUAAGCAGUGCUGAGCAGUUCUGAGCAGGCACAAAGCCCACUCUGUUCUUGUCCCUGCCCCCCCCCGCCCCCUUCAUCUGACUCACUCUCCCAUCAGUGUGUCCACACCACCCGUCUCUAGCCUAAACUCCAUGGAAUGUAAAUACUGUAUCAUACGUAGAAGAAAAUAAUUUUUGUUUUCUAAAAAUGCAUUUUAAGAUAGUUUAAUGUAAAUCUGACAGGAGCAUUCUGAAGCCCCAUUAGGAAAAAAAUCUUAAAUGCUUCCUCUUCAUCGCCUUAAUGUCUGAAGAUCAGAAAUUGCUGAGCAACCCGCUUUUGUUUCCUUCCCAGAAACAAUGCAAAGCAACAGCCGGUGAGAGUCUGGUCUUUGCCCUGCUGAGUGUGCCUCAGCAGCUCCUCCCGCCACAGGUGUGGGAAGGCCGCCUCACCCCACUCCGCCCUUCCCCAUCCCUGGUAGCUUUGUUGCUCCCACUCUUCGGGUCUGUGGAGCAGUGGGUGGGGAGGUGACCUGGCGGGAACCAGCAGACAGCACAGGGCUCUCCACCCUCCUACCUCACGCCUGACCCAUCAUGCCCUUGGCUUUGCUGUCCCAAAGUCUCUUAGCUGCCUUUGGCUUUCACACGUGCCCCUCCCAGAGCUAGCCGAUCCCGCCGAGGAGCAGCGCCUCCUCCCAAGAGUCAGUUGAAAGACGAGAGUCGCACCCGAGCUUUUGCACAAGGCACUCAUGGUCAGGAAUGGGUCAGGGAGCGACCGCUUCGGAUUUUCCAAGAGUCAGGACUUCUCUGCUGAUAUCUCGAUUCCUUUGGGAAGACAAGAGUUUUUCUUAAUAACAAAAGUCCCUUUAUGAGUUAUUCCUCCUUUCAGUUCUCAGUGGAGCACAGCCAAGAUGUACGUGUCCAGGAACAUGCUCUAGCUAGGAAAGCAGACAGAACUGGCUUGUGGGACAGGAGCGGCUUGCUCAGGGGAGGGAACGAUGCAGGUCUUUUCUUGGAAGGCUUUUCCUGUGGCCGCGACUGUGACACUGCCCGUUGCCCUCACCAGGGUCCUUCUCCA
Molecule: messenger RNA, 5235 nt
Organism: Callorhinus ursinus (northern fur seal)
Lineage: Eukaryota; Metazoa; Chordata; Mammalia; Carnivora; Otariidae
Gene: SYT11
Product: synaptotagmin 11
Biological process (GO): vesicle fusion; calcium ion-regulated exocytosis of neurotransmitter
Cellular component (GO): synapse; exocytic vesicle; plasma membrane
Molecular function (GO): SNARE binding; calcium ion binding; clathrin binding
Source: RefSeq, a predicted model, not a curated record